Messenger RNA from Mytilus californianus (California mussel), 778 nucleotides. RefSeq names its product required for excision 1-B domain-containing protein-like. The record is from RefSeq and is a predicted model, not a curated record. NCBI's taxonomy places the organism in Eukaryota, Metazoa, Mollusca, Bivalvia, Mytilida, Mytilidae. The coding region runs from base 29 to 538 and encodes 169 amino acids. The transcript is spliced from 4 exons.
AUUGCCUCCCUUGAAAAAUAUCAAAACAAUGACAGAAUCUGUUACAGAUAAUUCUUUUGAAACAACUGCUGUUAAAUUACUUCAGAGAUUUCACUUACUACAACAAGAAAGAGUAGAAACUUACACUUUAUUUGAGGAAGGUUUUGUGGCAUAUUUAAAGGGACAUCCAAAUUACAAUUUUCCUUUGUAUCGUCAGCUUGUUCAUGAGAUAACAGAAACAUUCAACAAAAUAUCUACAGAUAUUAUAGUCAUUAAAACCAGACUUAAUGAUGAUCACCAACAGAAUACUGUAGCUGGACCCAUCAGUAAAAUACAGGAGCAGGAGCAGAAGAAAUUAGAAACUACUGUACAACAUCAGAUAUCAAGACAGAAUGAAUUAGAUCAUCCUGAUGUACCAGGACACAAAGAACAAUCUGAAAGCCAUAAAGAAAAGUUAAAGGAAAUUGUUGAUAAAAUAAAUGACUUUUUGGAAGAACUUAAAUAUGAAUCAGAAGAAUUGUAUGUUGAAGAAGAGGACGAGAGCCAUGUUGAAAGAUGACAACAUUGAUAAGUCGUAAUUUGUUAGUUUAAGAAUUGUUUCUGAGAGAAAAGAAAACUGUGCAAAGAUGUCAUGAUACCCUUGAAGAUGUGAAAAUGAAAACGGGAUUGUUUUAUAAAUGUUAACAUCAAUAUUGUUUUAUUGGAAGGGAGAUAUGGUUUUGUAAUUUUCAUAUACAUUCAAUCUUUGUCUGUUACAUUAUUACUAUGAUAUGUAAAUGAAUAAACCAAUUCUCAUAUA